This is a messenger RNA of Ipomoea triloba (trilobed morning glory), 4303 nucleotides long. RefSeq names its product cullin-1-like. NCBI's taxonomy places the organism in Eukaryota, Viridiplantae, Streptophyta, Magnoliopsida, Solanales, Convolvulaceae. Gene Ontology annotation, cellular component: cullin-RING ubiquitin ligase complex. The record is from RefSeq and is a predicted model, not a curated record. Gene Ontology annotation, molecular function: ubiquitin protein ligase binding. Gene Ontology annotation, biological process: ubiquitin-dependent protein catabolic process; protein ubiquitination. The transcript has 20 exons. Bases 167 to 2542 code for a protein of 791 amino acids.
UCCUACAUAUACAUAUGAUUAGAUGAACUUGCGAGUAGGAUAUGAAUAUCUCGCGAAUGAGCAACUCUGGAUGCUUAUAAAUACCUGUAUGCAUAUUUGUGUUCCUGACUGGUUUUUGGAACCAAAAUACCGUUUUGUGUAAUUUUAAGGUGUUGGAGUUAUCAUAAUGGCCACGGAUCAGGACACCCUUAUUGAUUUUGAUCAAGGAUGGGAAUUUAUGCAAAGAGGGAUAACAAAACUGAAAAACAUCUUGGAAGGACUGCCAGAGCCACCGUUCAGCUCUAAUGACUAUAUGAUGUUAUACACGACAGUUUACCGUAUGUGCACACAAAAACCACCACAUGAUUACUCUCAGCAAUUGUAUGACAAAUACAGGGAAUCCUUUGAAGAAUAUAUUACAUCAAUGGUAUUACCUUCUUUGAGAGAAAAGCAUGACGAAUUUAUGUUGAGAGAGUUGGUGCAGAGGUGGUCAAACAAUAAAACCAUGAUUAGAUGGUUGUUAAGAUUCUUUCAUUACCUAGAGCGUAAUUUUAUUGCUCAGAGAUCCCUACCGACACUCAAUGAAGUUGGAUUAACUUGUUUCCGAAAUCUGGUGUAUCAAGAGUUGAAUGGAAAAGUAAGGGAUGCUGUCAUAUCUUUGAUUGAUCAAGAGCGUGAAGGGGAACAGAUUGAUAGAGCUUUGUUGAAGAAUGUAGUAGACAUAUUUGUUGAAAUUGGAAUGGGGCAAAUGGAUUACUACGAAAAUGACUUCGAAGCUGCCAUGCUCAAGGAUUCUGCAGCUUAUUAUUCUCGAAAGGCCUCUAACUGGAUUUCAAAGGAUUCAUGUCCAGACGACAUGUUGAAAGCUGAGAAAUGGUUGAAAAGGGAGAAAGAUAGAGUCUCUCAUUAUCUUCAUUCAAGUAGUGAGACAAAAUUACUUGAGAAAGUGCAACAUGAGUUAUUGUCUGUGUAUACUACCCAAGUGCAACAUGAGUUGUUGUGUGUGUAUGCUACCCAAUUGCUUGAGGAGCACUCUGGAUGCCAUGCAUUACUUAGAGAUGAUAAGGUGGAGGACUUGUCAAGAAUGUAUAUACUCUUUUCUAAAAUACCACGAGGUUUAGAGCCCAUUGCCACUAUUUUUAAGCAGCAUGUUACUGCUGAAGGUAUGACUCUGGUUAAACAAGCAGAAGAUGCUGAAAGCAUUAAGAAGGCAGAAAAGAGAGAUGUUGGUAUUCAGGAACAGGUGUUUGUUCGGAAAGUGAUUGAGCUUCAUGAUAAAUAUUUGGCUUAUUUAAAUGACUGUUUCCAAAACCACUCCCUUUUCCAAAAGGCUCUGAAGGAAGCUUUUGAUGCUUUUUGCAACAAGGGUGUUGCUGGCAGUUCAAGUGCAGAACUUCUUGCUACAUUUUGUGAUAACAUUCUCAAAAAAGGUGGAAGUGAGAAAUUGAGUGAUGAGGCUAUCGAGGAGACACUGGAAAAGGUUGUAAAGCUGCUUGCUUAUAUAAGUGAUAAGGACUUAUAUGCAGGAUUCCAUAGGAAAAAAUUAGCUCGACGGUUGUUAUUUGAUAAGAGUGCCAAUGAUGAAUAUGAGAGAAGUAUCCUGACGAAGUUAAAGCAGCAAUGCGGUGGCCAGUUCACAUCAAAGAUGGAGGUGAUGGUCACCGAUUUAACUUUGGCUAGGGAAAAUCAAACUAGCUUUGAGAAGUAUCUCUUGAAUAAUCCUGGUGCAAACCCUGGUAUUGAUUUGACUGUUACCGUACUUACCACCAGGUUUUGGCCAAGCUACAAGUCUUUUGAUCUUAACCUCCCAGUAGAGAUGGUUAAAUGUGUUGAAGUAUUUAGAGAUUUUUAUCAAACCAAAACAAAGCACAGGAAGCUUACAUGGAUAUACUCGCUGGGUACCUGUAAUCUCAUAGGAAGAUUUGAGCCAAAAACUAUUGAGCUAGUUGUGACUACAUACCAGGCUUCUACUUUGCUGCUAUUCAAUGCAUCGGAUCGUCUGAGUUAUCAGGAAAUAAUGACACAGUUAAACCUGUCGGAUGAUGAUGUUGUCAGACUUCUUCAUUCCUUAUCAUGUGCAAAGUAUAAAAUUCUCAAUAAGGAGCCAAGUACAAAGACAAUAUCUCCUACUGAUGUUUUUGAGUUCAACUCAAAGUUCACAGACAAAAUGAGGAGGAUCAAGAUCCCUUUCCCUUCUGUGGAUGAGAAGAAAAAAGUUAUUGAAGAUGUUGAAAAAGACAGGAGAUAUGCGAUUGAUGCCUCAAUAGUGCGCAUUAUGAAGACUAGGAAAGUCUUGGGCUAUCAGCAGUUAGUCAUGGAAUGUGUUGAGCAGCUGGGGCGCAUGUUCAAGCAUGUCAUAGUUGAUAGUCCAAUGGAGCUGGAUGCGAAUGGGUGGAAUACUGAGAUACUAGAUAUUUUUUCUGCUCGCGAUAAAGCUAUGAUCCUGAAGGUUCCUAUUUCUACAUAUAAAGGGCAGGAUGCUCUCUAUUGGACAAGGGAGGGUGAUAGGUGUUAUUCGGUAAGGAGUGCGUAUUGGGGUUUGAUGGCAAUUAUGAAUAUAUAAUUCUAAAAUUGUGAAUAUAGAAUUUUAAAAUUGUAAAGGGAAAAUUGUAAAAAAUGCCCCUCUAUAAUAGGCCAAUUAUCAAUGUGGCUCCUGAAUUAUUAGGAGUGUAAAUAUUGCCCCUCAAUUAUCAUAACGGUAUACAUUUUGCCCCUCCUGUAACGGACCCAUUAGUGUGCGCCGUUAUGUGAGGAUAAUAAGGUAAUUUGCUAUUUUUCCUUGUUUUAUCUUGCCUAUCCCCCUUUCCCCUUUCUUUACUGUGUUCGGCCCAAUAUAUGCGUAAAGAGAAAAGACGGAGAAGAGACCAACAAAACCCAAUCAACCUCCGUGCGUUGCCAUUCUCGUUCGUCAUUCCAGAGCAAAUCGGAACCAGUUCAAAGUUUGGAGUAUGCAAUAAUUACCUCCAUUCGCUUGAAUUAGCUACCCCACAAAAGAGCUGAGCACACUGGAUGUCAACGAAACUGGAAAAAGCACCGGACGAAGUUUCAUGGUAACUAGAUCCAGAUGGCGAUGGGUGAUGGGAUAUCUCCGGCGAAACCGUUAACUGCUUCAUGCGAGGCUUUCUUCCGGCGAAACCUGCUGCGUGGGAUUCUUUGCAUUGAAAUGGCUCCCAGGUAUGUGAUGCUGGUAGUAUUUGGUGUGCACCCAUGUGUUCGACGUGGGGGGCUUUGGAUGCUUUGGUAUUCUGUGAGAUGGUGGCUCGCUUCUUCUCUCUGAUUUACCUCCGGUCCUCAAGCAACUGUUGAGUUGAUGUUACUUUGGCAGUACGAAGACUGGAUGAUUUGUCAUCCAUGUUUUCAACUGUUGACCAUUCUGGAACAGAGAGUCAUUGUUUCCGGCGAAUGGAACUCUUCCGGCAUUAGACUCACUCUGCAAUAUGGCUCUCGUUUUGGACCUUACUAAAAAUCGAAUUGGAGACUUGGAGUUUAGACAAAGUUGGGGAUGGUGAAUGGUGGUUGAGAGUCCAUUAUUACUCUCUGAUGGUCUACAUUUUUUCCGGUCAGUUUGGUUGGUCUUUGGUCCGUGUUUUUGGGUGGCCGUAAAAAUGGUUGUCUCAGUUGCCGGUUUUGUGUCAUUAAUUUGAUUCCAUUUCUGGUGGUGUUUAUUUUGUUGGUGUCUUGAAUGAGUUUUAUGGAUUCAAGGACUCCAGCAUGGAUGUGCUUAUGAUGCUUUGAUUAUCCCGGUGAUUGUUCAAGCUUGAUGGUGUUCUGAAUUUUCCGGUGCUCUCAUACUCUGUUUUCCACUACCGGCGGUGAUUUCCUGGUAUGGGGUUCUGGGUCUAUGGAGUCCGGUGAGGGAAGACUGCGACUGGUUUUUCCUCCGGCUGCCAGCUGUUUGUUUUUCUUGUCAGCGGCGUCUGUUUUUAAUACUUACAUUUGGGUUGAGCUAUUAUUCGUCUUUUCUCUUGCGCAUAUACUGUGUCGAACACCGUAAAGGAAGGGGGAAAGGGGAUAGGCAAGAUAAAACAAGGAAAAAUAGUAAAUUACCUUAUUAUCCUCACAUAACGGAGCACACUAACGGAUCCGUUACGGGAGGGGAAAAAUGUGUACCGUUAUGAUAAUUGAGGGCAACAUUUACACUCCUAAUAAUUCAGGAGCUACAUUGAUAAUUGGCCUAUUAUAGAGGGUCAUUUUUUACAAUUUUCCCAAAUUGUAAACAUGAACCGCAUAACAACUGUUUAUGAACAUAGUAGGUUUCCUAAUGGCAAAUUAUGCUAUGAACUCGGGUCCACCUUGCAAGAUGGAUCCGGGUCUAUGUUAACAA